Molecule: messenger RNA, 1586 nt
Organism: Drosophila rhopaloa
Lineage: Eukaryota; Metazoa; Arthropoda; Insecta; Diptera; Drosophilidae
Gene: Slc25A46a
Product: solute carrier family 25 member 46
Exons: 5
Coding region: 128-1525 (465 amino acids)
Biological process (GO): mitochondrial membrane fission; mitochondrial fission
Cellular component (GO): mitochondrial outer membrane
Source: RefSeq, a predicted model, not a curated record
AUUGCCAUAUACUUUAAAACAAUUAGAUAUGUUUAAAACACUUCUCAACCCUACUUGAAAAUAAUUAUUUUAAUAAUAAUAUAGAUAUCGAUUCCCCGUAACUACAAAAGAGGCCGUGAGCUUAGUUAUGGCGGGAAUAUAUAACUACUCUAGUUUAAAAUUUCAAGCGGAGCGUGAGCUGAACGAUGAAAACCUUCAAAAGGAAAAUCAGGCUACGGAUUUACCCUUGACUCGUAGCCCUGGCAAACGCCUGGGAAGCAGCAUUGAUCGCCGCGAGAAGUCUGUUGUGGACAAUAUCAAUGCCGACCAAGAUGCCAUUACAAGAAUCCAAUAUGUUAAUUCAGAGCAUGCCGCCUUGUCGCUACCGUUGGGGAAACAUAAAGUGCUGGACAAAUAUUCGGAUAAUCAAGAAGAUGAUACAUCGGUUCGGAAAUACCUAGUCGUUGGCGUUCAGUGGGUUUCCCUAGUCACUGAGAACCUAUUAAGCCAUCCGUUUAUAGUACUGCGUAGACAAUGCCAAGUUUACAAUGCUUCAAAGCGGUACCACUUGCAUCCAUUUACACUUCUACCCAGCAUAGUCCAUCUUCACCGACGGCAGGGGCUAACCACGCUGUGGAAGGGCGUGGGCAGCUGCCUCCUUGUGCGGGGCAUGACCUUGGCCAUAGACGACUUCGUCUCGAAAUUAACCAGUUGGCCCAAGGAGGUGGACAGUCGAACUACGUUGAAGCGAUUUGGACAGCAUGUUCUCCUUAAAUGUAUAAGCAUUGGGCUGGUUGUGCCAUUUCAUGCUGCUUCCCUAGUUGAGACUGUGCAGAGCGAUAUAGCCAGCGAAAAACCAGGUCUUUUUGACGUUUUCCGGGAGGGAAGUCUUCGGCUCUUCUAUUGGAGUUCCCCGCAAAAAGGACGGAUGCUGCCUGCCUGGGCGCUAAUCGGGCCAAGUGUUUCGUUUGGUAUAACCAAGUAUCUCUUUAACUUGGUAAUUCGAGGCGUCUCAUCUCGCAUUAUGCGGCGGCGAAUAUCUCAUUCUCAAGAAAACCAAAGCGGAAAGUUUCACGAUAGUUCGCUAGAGCAUCAAAAUGCGGAAGUAUAUGCAAACCUUAUCGCUAUAUUAACCACUGAGGCCAUAUUCUUCCCAUUCGAAACAAUUCUACAUCGUCUGCAACUGCAAGGUACACGAACAAUAAUCGACAACCUCGACAAUGGCUAUGAUGUCGUCCCAAUCUUGACAAACUACCAAGGAGUCGUCGACUGCUAUCAAACAACAAUUGUCUCAGAGGGGGUUUGUGGUCUGUACAAGGGAUUUGGAGCAAUGAUACUGCAAUUUGCAGCACACAUUGCUGUAAUCAAACUGGCCAAAUGGGUUGUGAAUAAAUUAGCUGAGCUCAUAUCCAAUCGACCACCACCACGAAUAGUCCAGUACUAUAAUCUCGAUGGCAUUGCUUGCUCGAGGUCUACGACAUUAUCGCCAAGCAUUUCCAGUACCGAAAUGGAAGACAACAGUGUGGGACAGAAUUCACUAGAUUAGUUAAUUGGUAGUCCAAUUAUUAUGCAUAUGUAAAUUAUAUGAAACAAUUUAAAUGUCCAAA